AUCAGGGCUGCGUUCAAUACGUUUUUACGUUCUGGAACGUUCGAUUGAACGGAGACGGUGCUGUACUGAACGAACAGUUGAAAAACGAGGAGGGUUGUGGGUUGGGGAACGCUGUCAGCAUGGCCACUUCCCUUUAAAAACGUCACUCAUUGCUUCAAGCCACACGUCGCCACAUCUACCAAACCGGAGCAAACAUACCUCAGUCUGUUCAAUAACGUUUUGGGAGUAUGUGUCGUUAAGUACGUUUAAGAGAACUGAACGCACCUCUCUCCCUCGCUCUCCCUGCCUCCUAACAUUUUUUAUCUCCCCUCUUUUAGAACAUUGGAUCACGGAGGGGGUUGUAGAAGAUCAACAAGAACGACGACUCAGUAACUAAUCAACCAAACAUCAAUUAGUGAUAGUAGCAACUAGCAACAGUGAAGAAUGUCGACUAAAGAACGGGGUCUGGUUUAUGUAGUCACAGGGGGCUGUGGGUUCCUCGGACAACACCUGUUACAUGUCCUUUUGGAGAAAGAGGAUGCGGUAACGGAAAUUCGACUUUUUGACAAACACAUCGACUCAAGUUUAAAUGGCCACAGCACAGGUAAAGCUAAAAUAUAUGCUUGAAACAUAAAUUGUAAAUGUCUGGCAGUUCACUGACAUGCUCAAACCCCGUCUGUAGUUUUCUUGUCUAAUAAUGUUUUAUGCAUAUUUAAUUGGCAUAACCAUACACCACAUGGGGCUGCUGAGGGUAGAACGGCUCAUAAUAAUGGCCAGAAAGGAGCAAAUGGAAUGGCAUCAAACACAUGGAAACCAUGUGUUUGAUGUAUUUGUUAACAUUGCACUCACUCCUGCUCCAUUUACAUUUUACAUUUUAGUCAUUUAGCAGACGCUCUUAUCCAGAGCGACUUACAGUUAGUAACAUUUUAUUUUUUUAUACUGAGUACAAAUUUUUGUUUUGUUUUUGUAACAAAUUUAAGCUAAAACAUUUGUAAAUGCAUUUAUAUAUCAUGAAACAUAAGACAUUUUCAUUUAACAUAGGUCUAUAAAUUAUUUCAUCCUCUUCAUUUGUCUAUUUUCAAUAAAUUAUCAUAGCUUCAAAAGACUAUAUACCAAAUGGUGGUGUUUACAAUUAGGUUGUAGUGUAGUGGACUGGUUUAACCAAGAUAGCUGUCCAAAAUCUCAGUAUUAAGCACAACUGCAAAAAACUACAAACAUCUAGGUUAUAAUGACAAUGUUAGUUGUCAGCAUCAGUGUACAAUUCCCAGGACUGGGCUUAAGACACUACUGCCAAACCUGAACUUGUUGUUGUAGCACUUGAAAGUCUGGUAUAGAAGCUCCAGUCAUUACCACAAGCCUGUUCUCCCCAAUUAAGGUGUCACCAACCUCCUGUGCCAUACACCUCAACUGGUUUGCAGUUGUGGGACUGGUAGAGUUUUAAACAUGAAAGUUCAGCUACUCUUAAUCCUUAUUCAUGAUGACAAUUAUUCUUUGGCUAAGCUACUCCUAGCAAGACAUAUAGCGGCUCAUGUGGGCAAGACCUGUAAUCUUGAAUGUCCAGGGGUUUAUGCCCUGAGAAGAGGUGGGGUGUCAACUCUUCAGUGAUUGAACAGUUAGGGUCUUUAUCUACCUUAGCACAUUGAAAUGCUUGACUGAAACUGAAAUAACCUAGACUAGAAUCACAUAAACCUUUACCCACAUACAUACCCAAUCAAAUAUAUUCUGGAUAUCAGCUGUAUUCCAUCCAAACUCUCUUUUCUGACACCCUUUAUUUUUGUCUUACACCUUUCUUACUCAUAUUCUCAGGCAUAAUAACAUUCACAUUGAAUUGAGUAACUUUGUACAAACUUAUAUUCCAUUGUCAGUCUUCACUACAGAAACAGAGCCAUAGAGGUGGAGAGUAGGUAGAUGGACUGAGAUGAAGAGAUGGGAGAGCUGAAAGCCAUAUACAUACUAUAGUGUGACAGAGAGAUGAGUUGGCAGAUGUCACUGAAAGGGAAAUGUUAGGAUAGUAAAAGACACUCAGCUGAGGUCACUUCUACAUCUGCAUUGCUUGCUGUUUGGGGUUUUAGGCUGGAUUUCUGUAUAAGCACUUUCUGACAUCUGCUGAUGUAAAAAGGGCAUUAUAACUACAUUUGAUUUGACUGCAUUGGCCUGCAUGAACAAUGUCAUAACAUGAUGGGGUCAUGGACACCGAGAUGGCCAACACCCCUCCUAAUUCCAUUUCCUGUCCUUGAACACUGCAGCCGGCCUAUGUCAUUUCCCAUAACCUGUGACAUGUCACUGUCAUCAUAACAGGAAUCUCCACCUGCACCCUGUCACCUUGUGUGAUUGUUAGGUGACUGUUAGGGCGGUAUGUGGAGAAGGUUGUGCUCAUCACAGAGUGUCAGGGGUUUGUUUAGACAGAGCCUUCCUCCAAACUCAUUGAUACAAGAUCAGUCCAUAGAUGUGGCUUGACUGAUGAGCUAAAUACAUGGCAUUGAUUACAAAUUAAAUCGCUCAUAUAGGCUUACAUUGUUAGUCUUUUACCUCUCAUUGUUAGUAUCUUACCUCUAUUGCCAUAGGCUACGUCCAGGUAAUAUUAGAUCACCUUGUUUUCACUUAAAUACUAAACAUAUAUAUUUUUCCCCUGGUGGGAAUAUGCUUUUCAUGUUGAGCGGAUGUAGGGGCUGAGGAGGAGUUUGCUUUUGCAUUCAAUGGAACAAACUCUUUGUAUACAAUUCAUUAUGUAGGCCAGGGGUAUUCACCUCUCACCCUACAAGGUCUGGAGCCUGCUGGUUUUCUGCUCAACCUGAUUAGGGUAAGAGCGUUGUGCCAGUAACCGAAAGGUCGCUGGUUCUAAUCCCCGAGCCGACUAGGUGAAAAAUCUGUCGAUGUGCCCUUAAGCAAGGCACUUAACCCUAAUUGCUCCUGUAAGUCGCUCUGGAUAAGAGCGUCUGCUAAAUGACUAAAAUGUAAUGUAAAUGUAAUGUAAAUGUCCCAGGUCUAAAUCAGUCCCUGAUUAGAGGGGAACAAUGAAAAAAUGCAGUGGAGCUGGCUUUGAGGUCCAGACUUGAGUUUGAGGGACGUAGGCUAUUCCAAGGCAUGCACAAAGCCUGGUGGCUGGUAGUAUUCAUAUAGCCCAGCCAGGGGGAGACCUAUAGUACACUUUAUGUAAUCAGAGCUCAUAGUCUAGUUCUAAUCUCACUGUAACAGUGAAAAGAUCAACAAGAUGUUGUGAUUGAAUGAGAUUUGCAACUUAACAUUGAGCCUUUGCUUGGAAUGUUUCUAAAGUAUUUGCAUGCUGUAGGUUCUCUUUAGAUAUGAAGCAUAGACAUGUUUUCACAGAAGGUGUAUGAGUGAUUUUAAAACGAUAAACAAAACAAACCAUGAAUUUAACUUUGUUAUUGGUGUAUAUGUUGCGUAGCGUGGGAACCGCUGCGGCUCCCGAGUGGCGCAACAAUCUAAGGCACUGCAUCUCAGUGCUAGAUGCGUCACUACAGACCCCCUGGUUCGAUUCCAGGCUUUAUCACAAUCCUGCUGUGGUUGGGAGUCCCAUAGGGCGGCACACAAUUCGCCCAGCGUCGUCCGGGUUUGGCCGGGGUAGGCCGUCAUUGUAAAUAAGAAUUUGUUCUUAACUGAAUUUCCUAGUACAAAAAUAAAUAAUAAUCUAAUUUAGUUACAGUAGCCUAGUAAGAGAGGGGCUUGUGAACUUCAGAGGACGAGGUUGACUGAAGUGUUCACUUCCUGUAAUUACUUCAUUUACAGUUGCUGUAAUGGGUAAUUACAAACCCUAGCUUUAGUUUGGUUCAAUGGAAAUCAUAAAAGAAGUGUGUGCUACACAACCAAGCCUUUGAGGCAGAGCUAAAAGAGAGCGCUGCUGUAGUGUGACUUCAAGGCAAGAGUGUGUUUUUUAAGAGUCGAGACCAUUCCUGUGGUUACUUGGACUCCAGCCCCAUCCUGGCUUCAUAGUCAUCAGAUAUAUUUCAAGGCCAUGAUCUAGAUAAGCCAAGCCAGGAACAGCACAUUGAGAAUAGGGGCAGCUUCUUUUCCAUCUUAUCAUUCCAAGAAUGAAAGACAGAACAAACAGACAAUUGCUCUCAAAAGACACAUUUGUGAAGAACGUGAUUUUGUUGUGACCCACCUACCGGUAUUACAAUAAACAUAAAGAACUUGUAUGAAAAUACGUUUAAUUGUGGUGGGGUGAUUGGGUCUUUUGUAGCAACAUCAGAUUACACUUUUUCCAGAAACAGAGACCGAGAGAGAUAGUUCCUCAGUGGACCCAGCUCUUGUUAGGUUGCUAGGCAAUGUAGGAUCCGAUUUAGAGGAAACAAAUUAACACUCAAAGUCAAAGAAUAAUUCAUAUAGCCAUGGAAACAUGCAUAGAAAGGCUUGGUCCCUCCCCAAACACUACAUCUGUACCUAGACAUUCUAACUACAAUAGGCUAUUAUUAUGUACAUGAUGUCCAUGUCUUGUUGUACAAUCUCAAUCUAGGAUCAAUUGUAUUAUUGUGCAAUGUAGAUCAGUUUAUAGAUAUCUCAUUCCGGUGAAAACAAUCUAUUUUACACUAUGCCUAACAUCUAUUCUCCCUCUCUCCCCCGUCUCUCCACCCUCAGAGCAGGUAAAGGUGGUGGUGACGCAGGGGGACAUUACAGAUUACUCCAGUGUCCUGGAGGUGUCCAAGGGGGCAGACCUGGUCAUCCACACGGCCAGCCUGGUGGAUGUCUGGCACAGAGUCCCUGAGACAGUCAUCCAGGCUGUGAAUGUUCAAGGUAAGGGUUCAGACACAGCAAUAACGUUCACUGGCCCAGAGUACUUAGCACCUCUGAACGUAAUUUGGGUACUGAGUGCGCACCGAUUUUAUAUGUAGAAUCGCAUAAAAAAAUGUUGUCAGUCAGACGUCUGCAGCGGGAGGUCCCUAAAACCCAGCGCGCUGAACGGUGGGCAGACAAACACUAGACCAACACUUAGUGCGAUGUGUGGAAGCCUUAAGACACAGGAGGAUUUAUGAAGAAGGGAAUGGAAAAUAUGUAGAGGAAAAGGGAAAGAAGAGGGAGAAAUGGUUGCCUUGGAGAUGAUUGAUGAGAGAAGGAGACAAACAGGAUGGAUGGGUUGUCUUGACUGCAAAUGAAUACAACAGCAGCAACCGUUAUGGAGAAAUAGUACUCUCAAUAAAGCUCUGUUCCAAAACCCAUGAAAUAGUGUUCCCUAAAGUUAACCCUGCCCAGAGAAUUAUAGGCUAUGAGUUUGAGUGAUUCAUGGCAUAACCCACGUUUUUCCUGUAUGCCUGUCGCCUCUCCCUUCCUAUAGUGCCUGGUGUUUUCCUCUGAACAUUCUGACUAUAAUAGUGCCACUUGAGUCUGUUAACGGGUGUCAACUACAACAAUGGUUUUAUAUUGAGCAAACAUAAACAUAGAGAAAUAAUGACUUUAUUUGUGUAUGUAGUGGGUAAAUGUGUGUGUGAGUCUCCAUGAGAGGGCCUGUUUAUAGUUAUUGUGUGUGUGUGUGUGCUUGCCAUGAGUCUUUUACAGCCAUUUCAAACUCAUCUCAAAAGGUUUUACAUCUCACGAUAAGGUUAGUGCCAGCCUGUCAGGUGGUUUUCAUGCAACUGAAUUACCAACAAACUCACAUUACUGAAGCGAAUCAGCUGCUCUCCCAGUGAUCCACUGCAAGUCAUCUGGUUUCUAUUAAACUAACAACACUGACACUUUGUUUCCAGUUUGUGGUUAUUCUAUGUGUUCCCCGUCUGGUGGGUGUGGUGUCUCACUGUCCCAGAUCUGGGCAUCUGUCCCAUAGUUCUGCUCUUCGUCUCUUGGAAACUGUGACAAACAUUUUCCUCACAGGUAUAGCCGUUUGUAUGAGUUAGUGUAAUUACUGUAUAUCAGAUGUAAUGUUUCAAAACCUUCUAGGACGUUUGUGUUGAGCUCUGAGAAAACACAUUUAUCAUCCAGGGCUAGUUCAUCGUCUGCCAACAUCUCUGACCAGAUGUUCUGCACGCACUUCCUGUUGACCGCAUCACACCCUGGCCCUUUCUUUCUGCAAUCAAAUCAAUGAUAAUCUCUAGUUAUUGUCCUCUAGAAUGUUUCUCAAUAUUUUUCUCUUCCUCUCUCCGUCUCUCUAACAGGAACUGUGAAUGUGAUCAAUGCCUGUGUGGAGAAUGGUAUCCAGUAUCUGGUCUACACCAGCAGCAUGGAGGUGGUCGGCCCCAAUGUGAAAGGAGACCCCUUUAUCAGGUAGAGUUUUAUUUAAUUUAUCGGUUUCUCCUUAGGCUUUCAUCUGCAUAUUUUUCCUCUUUCCACUAAAUCGCUACCUCUCCUCCAUCUCUUUUGUCUAGCCCAUAUGGUAGAGAUUUCCCUUAUCUGUAUUAUAUCAGGCAUGUGACUGUUUAUUAUUUUCUGAUUUCUCUAUGAAUUCAUAUGUCUCUAUUCCUCCAUAAUUCUCCAUCGAGAGAAAUGUACUGCGAGGAGAGAUACAUAAAGAGGUAGAUACAGUGAGGGGGAAAAAGUAUUUGAUCCCCUGCUGAUUUUGUACGUUUGCCCACUGACAAAGAAAUGAUCAGUCAAUAAUUUUAAUGGUAGGUUUAUUUGAACAGUGAGAGACAGAAUAACAACAACAAAAUCCAGAAAAACGCAUGUCAAAAAUGUUAUAAAUUGAUUUGCAUUUUAAUGAGGGAAAUAAGUAUUUGACCCCGUCUCAAUCAGAAAGAUUUCUGGCUCCCAGGUGUCUUUUAUACCGGUAACGAGCUGAGAUUAGGAGCACACUCUUAAAGGGAGUGCUCCUAAUCUCAGUUUGUUACCUGUAUAAAAGACACCUGUCCACAGAAGCAAUCAAUCAAUCAGAUUCCAAACUCUCCACCAUGGCCAAGACCAAAGAGCUCUCCAAGGAUGUCAGGGACAAGAUUGUAGACCUACACAAGGCUGGAAUGGGCUACAAGACCAUCGCCAAGCAGCUUGGUGAGAAGGUGACAACAGUUGGUGCGAUUAUUCGCAAAUGGAAGAAACACAAAAGAACUGUCAAUCUCCCUCGGCCUGGGGCUCCAUGCAAGAUCUCACCUCCUGGAGUUGCAGUGAUCAUGAGAACGGUGAGGAAUCACCCAGAACUACACGGGAGGAUCUUGUCAAUGAUCUCAAGGCAGCUGGGACCAUAGUCACCAAGAAAACAAUUGGUAACACACUAUGCCGUGAAGGACUGAAAUCCUGCAGCGCCCGCAAGGUCCCCCUGCUCAAGAAAGCACAUAUACAUGCCCGUCUGCAGUUUGCCAAUGAACAUCUGAAUGAUUCAGAGGAGAACUGGGUGAAAGUGUUGUGGUCAGAUGAGACCAAAAUCGAGCUCUUUGGCAUCAACUCAACUCGCCGUGUUUGGAGGAGGAGGAAUGCUGCCUAUGACCCCAAGAACACCAUCCCCACCGUCAAACAUGGAGGUGGAAACAUUAUGCUUUGGGGGUGUUUUUCUGCUAAGGGGACAGGACACCUUCACCGCAUCAAAGGGACGAUGGACGGGGCCAUGUACCGUCAAAUCUUGGGUGAGAACCUCCUUCCCUCAGCCAGGGCAUUGAAAAUGGGUCGUGGAUGGGUAUUCCAGCAUGACAAUGACCCAAAACACACGGCCAAGGCAACAAAGGAGUGGCUCAAGAAGAAGCACAUUAACAACUACUUCUCAGAUAGAGUUCAGUGUGUCAAAUCGGAGGGCCUGUUGUCUGGACCUAUGGCAGUCUCUAUGGGGGUGCCACAGGGUUCAAUUCUUGGGCCGACACUUUUCUCCGUGUAUAUCAAUGAUGUCGCUCUUGCUGCUGGUGACUCUCAGAUCCACCUCUACGCAGACGACACCAUUUUGUAUACAUCUGGCCCUUCAUUGGACACUGUGUUAACAAACCUCCAAACGAGCUUCAAUGCCAUACAACACUCCUUCAGUAGCCUCCAACUGCUCUUAAACACUAGUAAAACUAAAUGCAUGCUUUUCAAUCGAACGCUGCUGGCACCCGCCCACCCGACUAGAAUCACCACUCUUGACGGGUCUGACCUAGAGUAUGUGGACAACUACAAAUACCUAGGUGUCUGGUUAGACUGUAAACUCUCCUUCCAGACUCACAUAAGGAAUCUCCAAUCCAAAGUUAAAGCUAGAAUCGGCUUCCUAUUUCGCAACAAAGCCUCCUUCACUCAUGCUGCCAAACAUGCCCUCGUAAAACUGACUAUCCUACCGAUCCUUGACUUCGGCGAUGUCAUUUACAAAAUAGCCUCCAACACUCUACUCAGCAAAUUGGAUGUAGUCUAUCACAGUGCCAUCCGUUUUGUCUCCAAAGCCCCAUACGCUACCCACCACUGUGACCUGUACGCUCUUGUUGGCUGGUCCUCACUACAUGUUCGUCGUCAAACCCACUGGCUCCAGGCCAUCUAUAAAUCACUGCUAGGCAAAUCCCCGCCUUAUCUUAGCUCAUUGGUCACCAUAGCAGCACCCACCCGUAGUCUGCGCUCCAGCAGGUAUAUCUCACUGAUCAUUCCCAAAGCCAACACCUCCUUUGGCCGCCAUUCCUUCCAGUUCUCUGCUGCCAAUGACUGGAACGAAUUGCAAAAAUCUCUGAAGCUGGAGACUCUUAUCUCCCUCACUAACUUUAAGCGUCAGUUGUCAGAGCAGCUUACCGAUCACUGCACCUGUACACAGCCCACCUGAAAUUAGCCCACCCAACUACCUCAUCCCUAUAUUGUUAUUUAUUUUGCUCUUUUGCACCCCAGUAUCUCUAUUUGCACAUAAUCUCUUGCACAUCUAGCAUUCCAGUGUUAAUACUAUUGUAAUUAUUUUGCACUAUAGCCUAUUUAUUGCCUUACCUCCAUAACUUGCUACAUUUGCACACACUGUAUAUAUAUUUUCUGUUGUAUUUUUGACUUUAUGUUUUUUACCACAUAUGUAACUCUGUGUUUUUUGUUUUUAUCGCACUGCUUUGCUUUAUCUUGGCCAGGUCGCAGUUGUAAAUGAGAACUUGUUCUCAACUGGCUUACCUGGUUAAAUAAAGGUUAAAUAAAAAAUAAAAUAAAAAAUAAAAGGUCCUGGAGUGGCCUAGCCAGUCUCCAGACCUUAAUCCCAUAGAAAAUCUGUGGAGGGAGUUGAAGGUUCGAGUUGCCAAACAUCAGCCUCGAAACCUUAAUGACUUGGAGAAGAUCUGCAAAGAGGAGUGGGACAAAAUCCUUCCUGAGAUGUGUGCAAAUCUGGUGGCCAACUACAAGAAACGUCUGACCUCUGUGAUUGCCAACAAGGGUUUUGCCACCAAGUACUAAGUCAUGUUUUGCAGAGGGGUCAAAUACUUAUUUCCCUCAUUAAAAUGCAAAUCAAUUUAUAACAUUUUUGACAUGCGUUUUUCUGGAUUUUUGUUGUUGUUAUUCUGUCUCUCACUGUUCAAAUAAACCUACCAUUAAAAUUAUAGACUGAUCAUUUCUUUGUCAGUGGGCAAACGUACAAAAUCAGCAGGGGAUCAAAUACUUUUUCCCCCUCUCUGUAGACAGGUCAGGGGAAAGAUGGGAGAUAGAGAGAGAGAAUAGAAAGAUUAUUAUUAUUAUUAUUAUUAGAGAGACAUGAAAGCGAGAGAGAGCAUUCCAGUCAUAGUGUUGCGUUAAGGUCUAGUAGAUGAUGGACAUUAAGCAGAGCCCACAUCAAGGCACAUUUCCUUCAUCCCUCCCUCUCUUACACAGACAAAAGGACCAGCCUCUCUGAUGUGGCAGACAUGUUAUCCUAUACACUGAGAAUACAAAACAUUAAGAACACUUGCUCUUUCCAUGACAGACUGACCAGGUGAAAGCUAUGAUCCCUUAUCGAUGUCACUUGUUAAAUCCACUUCAAUCAGUGUAGAUGAAGGGGAGGAGCCUGGUUAAAUAAUAAUUUUGAAGCCUUGAGAUAAUUGAGACAUGGACUGUGUAUGUGUGCCAUUCAGAGGGUGAAUGGGCAAGACAAAAUAUUUAAGUGCCUUUGAACGGGGUAAGGUAGAAGGUGCCAGGCGCACCGGUUUGUGUCAAGAACUGCAACGCUGCUGGGUUUUUCAUGCUCAACAGUUUCCCGUGUGUAUCAAGAAUGGUCCACCCAAAGGACAUGCAGCCAACUUGACACAACUGUGGGAAGCAUUGGAGGCAACAUGGGCCAGUAUCCCUGUGGAACGCUUUCAACACCUUGUAGAGUCCAUGCCCCGAUGAAUUGAGGAUGUUCUGAGGGCAAAAGGGGGUGCAACUCAAUAUUAGGAAGGUGUUCCUAAUGUUUGGUAAACUCAGUGUAUGUCAUUAUAGGUCUGGUAUUUGAACUUGCCCUCUGUCUGUGUUUAGGAAUGUACGUAUCACAUAUGGUCCCUAUAAGAAGAUAAGUGGGUAGGUGAUUAAGAUGAUGACAGUCAGUAGUAGCUAUGAUGAACAUCACAGGAUAGAAUUCAUCUGCACCAUUGAAUUGAAGCUGCACAUUGCCAGUUCAGUAUGAACAUAGCCAGGCCAAUGUACUUUGCAAUGCUGUGUGAUGACGUCAGAAAAACUGUGUGGCAACAGUAACUCAAUCAUAAUAACAGGUAGAGCCCUGUGUUAGGUAAUAGGCUCAGGUACACAACGCCUUAGUAAUAAGUGGACUGGAAGGGAGUUAGAGAAACACGUUUCUAUUAAAGCACUGUCUGAUUAUACCUGCUUUAGGUUGGCAGGUGCUGGGAGGCUGUUGAUGUUUUUGUGUAGUCAUAACAUUUCAGAUGCAGUUAAAAACACAAGUCAUACCAAGGAAUUAGAGUGAAAGAGAGGGGGGGGGGUGAGGGAAAUAGUUGAUCACCAGCCAAGCCUGAAAUCGUCCUGCCAGCUGUCACGCGUUGAUAACUUGAACAUAUUUUCCAGAUGCUGACAGAGACCGACAGAUGCGCACACACACAAAAACACUGUGGGUUUGCAUAUGUGUUUGGCAUUCUCUUCCUUUUCACAUCACCUAAAGCACUCACAGUACCUGGAACAAUGUCUGCCAGUCUUUGCCGGCAUGACUGGCUUUGCUAAAAUAUUCACAGAAACAACACCAUGAAAACUGCCAAUGUUUUCCCUGCCCCCCCCCCCUCCUCUCUCUCUCUUUCAUGCACAGAGGUGAUGAAGACACGGUGUACAAUGUUUAUCAUGAGAUGCCCUACCCCAGGAGCAAGGCCAAGGCAGAGAAACUGGUGCUGGAGGCCAACGGCAAUAAGGUACUUGUAUUAACACAUCACACCUCAUACAAAGAUGCGGUAAUAACACACACACACAGACCAACUCAUGGUACCUUUAAUGGUACCAUCAUUAAUAGACUGAUUCAGAUAGGGAAUCCCUUUAUUCAGAUACUUAUUUUCUCUCUAUUUGACUGAACUGCUCAAAUAGGUACCACAGAACACAAAUAUACAGUGGCCUGUGAAAGUAUUCACCCCCCCCCCCCCCCCCCCCCUUGGCAUUUUUUAUAUUUUGCUGCCUUACAACCUGGAAUUAAAAUUGUUUUGGGGGGGGUUUGUAUCAUUUAAUUUACACAACAUGCCUACCACUUUGAAGAUGCAAAAUAUUUUUUCUUGUGAAAUAAGACAAAAAAACAGAACUUGAGCGUGCAUAACUAUUCACCCCCCCCAAAGUCAAUACUUUGUAGAGCCACCUUUUGCAGCAAUUACAGCUGCAAGUCUCUUGGGGUAUGUCUCUAUAAGCUUGGCACAUCUAGCCACAGGGAUUUUUGCCCAUUCUUCAAGGCAAAACUGCUCCAGCUCCUUCAAGUUGGAUGGGUUCCGCUGGUGUACAGCAAUCUUUAAGUCAUACCACAGACUCUCAAUUGGAUUGAGGUCUGGGUUUUGACUAGGCCAUUCCAAGACAUUUAAAUGUUUCCCCUUAAACCACUUGAGUGUUGCUUUAGCAGUAUGCUUAGGGUCAUUGUCCUGCUGGAAGGUGAACCUCCGUCCCAGUCUCAAAUCUCUGGAAGACUGAAACAGGUUUCCCUCAAGAAUUUCCCUGUAUUUAGCGCCAUACAUAAUGCCUUCAAUUCUGACCAGUUUCCCAGUCCCUGCCGAUGAAAAACAUCCCCACAGCAUGAUGCUGCCACCACCAUGCUUCACUGUGGGGAUGGUGUUCUCGGGGUGAUGAGAGGUGUUGGGUUUGCGCCAGACAUAGCGUUUUCCUUGAUGGCCAAAAAGCUCUAUUUUAGUCUCAUCUGACCAGAGUACCUUCUUCCAUAUGUUUGGGGAGUCUCCCACAUGCCUUUUGGCGAACACCAAACGUGUUUGAUUAUGUUUUUUCUUUAAGCAAUGGCUUUUUUCUGGCCACUCUUCCAUAAAGCCCAGCUCUGUGGAGUGUACAGCUUAAAGUGGUCCUAUGGACAGAUACUCCAAUCUCCGCUGUGGAGCUUUGCAGCUCCUUUAGGGUUAUCUUUGGUAUCUUUGUUGCCUCUGAUUAAUGCCCUCCUUGCCUGGUCCGUGAGUUUUGGUGGGCGGCCCUCUCUUGGCAGGUUUGGUGUGGUGCCAUAUUCUUUCAAUUUUUUAAUAAUGGAUUUAAUGGUGCUCCGUGGGAUGUUAAAAGUUUCUGAUAUUUUUUUUAACCCAACCCUGAUCUGUACUUCUCCACAACUUUAUCCCUGACCUGUUUGGAGAGCUACUUGGUCUUCAUGGUGCCGCUUGCUUGGUGGUGCCCCUUGCUUAGUGGUGUUGCAGACUCUGGGGCCUUUCAGAACAGGUGUAUAUAUACUGAGAUCAUGUGACACUUAGAUUGCACACAGGUGGACUUUAUUUAACUAAUUAUAUUACUUCUGAAGGUAAUUGGUUGCACCAGAUCUUAUUUAGGGGCUUCAUAGCAAAGGGGGUGAGUACAUAUGCACACACCACUUUUCCGUUAUACAUUUUUUUCAUUUCACUUCACCAAUUUGGACUGUUUUGUGUAUGUCCAUUACAUGAAAUCUAAAUAAAACAAAAUAGGAAAAACGCCAAGGGGGAUGAAUACUUUUGCAAGGCACUGUACUAUAGUAAUCCAUGAAAAAAAUGUUUUGGAGCUGAUGUUGCAUGUAAGAAUUUGUUGGCCAAUUGGCAUAUUUGUGCAGUUACUCUGCGCGAAAAACGAAUAUUUUUGAGUUCUGAUAAAUUGUAGAAUUCUUUUCCACUUCACUGUUACUCUGCCAAAAAACGGUUUAAGUGUUCCCUUGUGACCUUGUGUGUUAGACUGUUUUCCUUUCCCGUCCGCUCCCAUCAGUUUCUAAUGUUCUGUUACCACAUCGUUCCUCUCCUUUCUCUGGCCAGGUGAAUGGAGGGGCCUGCUUGUACACAUGCUCCCUCCGUCCCACAGGGAUCUAUGGUGAGCAGCACCAGCUGAUGAGGGACUUCUAUGAGAUUGGGUGUGAGGACAGGGGGCUGGAUCAUUCGAGGCGUCCCACAGGACACGGAACAUGGUCGUGUCUAUGCAGGUGAGUCCUGAAACCCGUGCUGAUCCCUAGCCACACCUACAAGAUCUUUAAAGAGAAAUCAUGAGUCAUCUUGUUAGCUGAUUUUCUACUGGGCAGUUGGUUAUGUACCAAGAUGGCACCUUAACUAGUGGUAUGCAUGUUCUCAGCAUAAUUCUCCUUUUUUGUUCAGGCAACGUGGCUUGGAUGCAUCUGCUGGCUGCUCGCUCCCUGAGAGAGCGCCCCCAAAGGCUUGGAGGGGAGGUUUACUUCUGCUAUGACGACUCACCCUACAAGAGUUAUGAGGAUUUCAACAUGCAGUUCCUGUCUGGGUUCAACUUCCGCCAGGUUCGUGUGCCACUGUUGGUGCUGUGGGUCGUGGCCUGCCUGAAUGACCUGCUCCGCUGGGUGCUGAAACCUGUGUGCAGCUACACACCAUUACUCAACCGCUACACACUCGCCGUGGCCAGCACCUCCUUCACAGUGGGUUCAGACAAGGCCCAGCGCCACUUCCAGUACCGCCCCCUCUAUGACUGGGACCAGUGCAAGGCCCGCACACAGAGAUGGGUGGACACAUUUCCCUUCGCAGGCCCCAAGGAAUCCUGAUCUGGGCUGAUCUGCUGGGCGGAACCUGGUCUGGGCUGAACCAAUGCACCACACAUCAUAACCUGGAAUGAGAGGACUUUCUCUGAUUUAUAUUCUCACUAGGUUUGCUCCAUCAUAAGCAGUAUUAUCAUUACAUGUAUGCAAACGAACUCUUGACCCCUGAACUCUUAAACCCUGAACCAUGACCUCCUGCACUUGUUCUUCAAAAAUGUUGUUAUUCCAGCUGAGUUAUGUCCUCCUACCUGUCACUACUUGUGGCUAGCCUGUAGCUCCUCAGGCAAAAUGAUGAAAAGGCAUGUUCCACACUGAAAUGGGUCACUUAUCCAUCACAUGAGACCCUUCCCAGCCCUUAAUAAGAGAUUAUGCAUUGGACAUUCAAUAUAAAUAGUUUGGGGCUUCAUCGGACAUUGCAAUAUCCAUCUUCUUAAAAAAGGUGUAGAUAUGUGAUUGUAGUCAUAAAAGGGCAUAGGUAUGUGAUAUGGGAAAGCUGCUCAUUAAUUAUUUUGAGUCUAUCUUCAGCAAUACACAGUGCAAAACAUUGCUGUACAUAUUUCGCAAUACAUACAUACAUUAAAAUGCAAUACAUUUUUCAUAAAACAUCAUCACUACAUAGACUUGAUCUGUUUUUGUUGAGAAGAGUGCUGGUACAGAAAAUAAGUAUUAAACAUGCAUUAAUGCACACAGAGAAUAUUGUUGUAAUUAUAAAUGUCUGAAUAUGUUCUAUGUGGUUGUAGAGUUU
Messenger RNA from Coregonus sp. 'balchen', 14675 nucleotides. NCBI's taxonomy places the organism in Eukaryota, Metazoa, Chordata, Actinopteri, Salmoniformes, Salmonidae. The record is from the annotation of a GenBank genome assembly.